This is a messenger RNA of Penicillium atrosanguineum, 792 nucleotides long. RefSeq lists its product as uncharacterized. Lineage: Eukaryota; Fungi; Ascomycota; Eurotiomycetes; Eurotiales; Aspergillaceae. The coding region runs from base 1 to 792 and encodes 263 amino acids. The transcript is spliced from 2 exons. Gene Ontology annotation, molecular function: FMN binding. The record is from RefSeq and is a predicted model, not a curated record.
AUGACGCUCUCACCAAGCACUCAACGCGCCCCAUGGCGCGACAUUCUCGACUCCCACCUGGAAAAAACACCAGGCUAUGAAUUUACGAUUGCGACCGUGGGCCGUGAUAUCCAGGGUCGUUUUGUUCCCCGGGUACGCACCUGUGGCUACCGCGGCUUCUUCCCGGAGCUUGAAUUGCAUCCGAAGGGCCAACAAGCUAUGGAUGAACAGGUGGAGGAGGGUGGUAACCCAUCUGUUUACGAGAGUGACAUGCUGACAUUCACCUCCGAUACCCGGAUGGAGAAAUUGGGCCAGCUAGAGGAGUCUGGGCACGCUACUGAGGCUAUCUUCUGGUUGAAGGAUGUCAUGGCUCAGUGGCGGGUGAAGGGCAGAGCCUAUGCAGUUGGGAAUCUAAGUGAGGAUGAGGAAGUUGAACAAGCUUCCCGGAAGGAAGCUGCAAAGGGUCUUAGGGUGAAGAGCGAUGCCAAUGGCGAUGCCGCCAAGUGGACGUGGGAGAAGGCCGUGACAAAGUAUUUUGCAAACCAUUCUCCUAUUAUGCGAGGUUCUUUCAAAGCACCGCCCCCUGGACAGCCGCGGUCCAAGGUUCCGGAUGAUCAAUCUUUGGGUCUAGGACAGAAAGUCACAGAUCUUCAUGAUCCUGUUGCUCGUGGGAAUUUCAGGGUCGUUAUUAUCCUGCCGGAGGAAGUUGAGCGGCUGGAUCUCUCAAAUCAAGAGGAUCCCAAGAGAUGGAAGUGGACAUUGGUCAACGACCAAUCUGGGAGCCAUUGGGUGGAGACCGAGUUAUGGCCGUGA